This is a messenger RNA of Penicillium olsonii, 756 nucleotides long. The record is from the annotation of a GenBank genome assembly. Lineage: Eukaryota; Fungi; Ascomycota; Eurotiomycetes; Eurotiales; Aspergillaceae.
AUGGCACGCAACAGCGAGAAAGCGCAGUCCAUGCUGUUCCGCUUCCGGGCGCAACAGGCAGCGGACCUUGGAAUUAUCGAUAUCUCACGCACACGCCGACCCAAGGCCAUCUCUACCGUUGAUACAAUCCCGAUGUGUGAGCGCUGGCGCGGCCAAGUCGUCAAAGAGAUUUCCCGCAAAGUAUCCCGCAUCCACGAGCCAAGUCUGAGCGACUACCAGAUUCGCGACCUCAAUGAUGAGAUCAACAAGUUGAUGCGCGAGAAGUGGGGAUGGGAAAUGCAAAUUCGCAAUCUGGGCGGACCGAAUUACAUGCGUGGCUCCAACCGGGUUUACGAUGAUGAGGGACGUGAGAUUCCGGGUGGAGGCAAGGGCUACAAAUAUUACGGUCGUGCUCGGGAGUUACCUGGUGUGAAGGAAAUGAUUGAUGCCGCUGUUCGUCGUGCCAAAGGACCCGCUGAAGAAGAAGAGUCUUCAACCGGCCGAGGCGGAGAUAUUGCGACCAGAAAGGUCGAUGCGAACUACUUCGGCUACGGUCUUGAUGAAGAAGACGGUACCUUGGUCGCAUACGAGAAGCAGAAAGAGAAGGAAGCGAUUGAACAUUUCCGACGUCAAGGCGAUGACGACACUGAAGAUAGCUGGCAAUCUCUGCCAGGCGAUGCGGGUGACGGUGUGGAAUGGAGACUUCCGACACUAGACGAGGUUCAAGAAGAGCUCGUGGAUCGCCGACGCCGACGCCUCCUUGACAAGAUCUCCUGA